UACAGCCUAAGUCCUCAAAACCAAUGCCCAACUCAUCGCGACCAAUCUCUCAAAUUAAUGACAGAGAUGACGUAUGUUGUUGAAAACCUUGAUUUCGAGCCUUACAAGCCCAAGAAACGAAACAGCUUGUACUAUUCGUUGCUCCCCAUCUUCUUAUCAAUCUUCAUCUACAUUUUGUGCUUCUACGUUAUCGACGUGUCGUCUCCUUCGUGGAUAUUCAACGACACGAAGAUCUUGUUCGUCAUCUCCAACGCGCUUAUCAUCAUCAUCGCUGCAGAUUACGGUGCAUUUACUGAUAAAGAGAGUCACGAUUUUUACGGAGAAUACACGGCCGCGAUGAGAAACGAUGCAAAAGAAGACCCUAGACCGGAAAACGCGGGCUACGGGGUGAGUAGUUUGGGGGAAGAUUUCAGGAACCGUAGUGAGAAACAAGAAGAAGCCGUGGGAGCGAAAGAUAUAGAACAUCGGUAUUAUUUACCUAACAAGGAAGCGAACGUUCCUGAGAGAACCAUACAAGUGGUGAGCAAGAACGUCCAACCUAGAAACGUAGCUAUCGAAAAAUACAAGCCAGUACUACCUAAUCAAAACAUUCAUAUAACUGCUGCUAAAGAAGAAACUUGCAACGCAAGAGAUCUGUUGAACCCUAAACCUUACGGGAGAAGCAAAUCGGAUAAGGCUCGUGGUCGCGUGUCAAUGAUAACUAAGGAACGUCUUCAUCAAGAGAUCAGACAUAGACCUAAAAGUUACGAUCGAAGUCAAUCGGAUAGCUCGAAAUGGAUGGUUGUUCACAAGGCCGAGAAGAAGGCUGAGGAGAUGGAGGAGGCGACGGAGAAGUGGGAGAAUGUAAGAGAAGAGUCGGAGGAGUUCUCCAAGAUGACGAACGAGGAGCUGAACAGACGAGUCGAAGACUUCAUCCAACGGUUCAAUCGAGAUAUCAAACGACAAAGUUUUGGUCUAGUUUAAUAGUUUGUCGUUGUACCAAUGCGGCAAAAUUUACUCAUUUAGUCAACUUUUUUUGUGUCAUUUUUGGUGUCAUUGUAUGAUGUAUCUUGUUUAUCAUUUCUAUUUUGCCUUCUUAUGCAUUUUGUCGUUAGAGUUGGUAAUUAAUGAGAUCAAUGAUAUAAUCGUUAGUUUAA
Capsella rubella is the source of this 1136-nucleotide messenger RNA. RefSeq lists its product as uncharacterized. The transcript has a single exon. The record is from RefSeq and is a predicted model, not a curated record. Lineage: Eukaryota; Viridiplantae; Streptophyta; Magnoliopsida; Brassicales; Brassicaceae. Bases 58 to 963 code for a protein of 301 amino acids.